AAUGAGAUAGCAUUAGCAUACUUCCAAACUUGGCUGAACCCCACCCCACCACCCUUUAUUUCCCUUUCCCUUUCACUUUCCUGCCUUGUGAGUUCUGACCCAACAGAGGCCACCACGCCCAUACUAUCCCAAUAUUCUCUUCUUUUUGGUGGCAGAAGAGAAGAGAAACAAGACCACAUCCGCAUUCAUCAUACCCACCUUAAUUUCCCCUUUCCCUUUGGCAUAGACUAUAGACUAAAGUGUGUCAAACUCACUAUGAUACUGACACUACUGCCUCCUCCAAAAUCACCAUUCUUGAAUACCCUUUUGCUCCUCUGCACUACUCUCCUCCUCCCACCUUGCUACCUGGCUCUCCCUGACCCUGAUGCUGAUGCGGUUCAGCCAAUCAUCCCAAACCCCUCAUCUUCAACAGGAACAAUCCCUGCAUUCCCAGAACAAGCUGAUGCUGCAGGGUGCCCUCUCAGCCUCUCAGAUGAGCACUACGAAGGCAUAAAGAGUGCAUGUGGCUCCAACAAACAUGCUGCAGAUGAUGAUGAUGACCUCCACCGUAGCAGAUGCUGUCCUGUGCUGGCAGCGUGGCUCUAUUCUGCAUACUCAGCCACUGCCCUUAGUGGUGGAAUGCAACAUGAACGUGCCUCAAAGGGCCAUACCACAUCCUAUGACAUGCCCUUGUUGCCUGAUGAUUCAGAAACAUGUGUGAGUGACUUGGGGAAGGCCUUGAAAAUUAGAGAAAUCCAGCUUUUUCAGCCCAAUGAGACUUGUGAUCUGGUCUAUUGCUACUGUGGCAUUAGGCUUCACCCUUUGACCUGUCCUGAGUCAUUCUCAGUUACUCCAAGUGGAACUCUUGUUGUCAAUCAAAGUGUGAAAAGAUUGGAGAGGGAUUGCUUCAGUAGCAGCACCAAUGUCAAUAAGUUUCCCGGCCUGGGAGGAUGCUCCAAGUGCUUGCAUAGUCUCUAUUCGCUUAGGAAGAAUUCUUCAAAUUCAAGCAAGUCAGAAGAUAGGACCACCAAGAUCCAUAACAAAGAUUGUGAACUAAUGGGCCUGACAUGGCUUCUGGCUAAGAAUAGAACAGCUUACAUUCACACAGUUUCUGGGGUUCUUCGAGCUUUGAUGUUGAGCACUGAAGGCUCUGACCCACAAUCAUGCACUCUAAACAGUGAUGGAAUGCCUCUUGCCGUUGAUUCCUCUGAAAUGUCAGAUGAAUCUUCAUCAACCAACCUACAAGCACCAAUUUUCCUCUCUUUGUUACUAUUUCUACAUUAUUUCACUCUAUUAUGCACCUAACUGAAAACGAGUGCAAAGAGAUUGAUCCCCAUUCCCCAACAUGGCAUUUGUAAAUUUGAAUCUGUGCUUUGGUGCUUAGGAGUGUAUUUUUAUUUUCUUUCUUGGGUGUUAAUUUGUUUGAAAGGAAAUUCAUAAUGGUUUUGUUUUGGUGGUCCUGGAUUGCCAUGUGCUAAUAGCGACCGGUGUUUCGUUUCGGAGGGACAAAAUUGGAUUACAUACAGUCGUAGUGGUGGCAUUAUUUUUAGACAGUUGUAAGUUUCACGGGGCAUUUAGGGAGCGUUUACGUCUCCACCACAAUGCCUGAUAUCUAUGUGCUUAAUUUGUCGUC
Messenger RNA from Glycine soja, 1612 nucleotides. RefSeq lists its product as uncharacterized. NCBI's taxonomy places the organism in Eukaryota, Viridiplantae, Streptophyta, Magnoliopsida, Fabales, Fabaceae. The transcript is spliced from 2 exons. The record is from RefSeq and is a predicted model, not a curated record. The coding region runs from base 256 to 1284 and encodes 342 amino acids.